GACUGCAGAGCAAGCUGCAGUCAUCUGCUCUGCUCUCUCAGACUCUCAGUCUCUCUACUUACUCUGCACACAGAAUACAUAAAUAGUAGUACUGUCCAUGUGUUCUUCCCUCUCUUCCUUAAUUGCACACCUCUCUCUUCUUCUUCUUCUCUCCGCAACUACUUCCUUCGUCUACUCGAUCUCGCUUCUGAGCAGGCACGGCGGUCUCGAGUCGAUCGAGCUCAUCCACUGCAUUGUUCGCUCCAUCCGGCUGAUCCGAUGGGCAAGAAAGGUGCCCUCACCUCCAUCUUCUCCAGGUCCUCCAGCCUCGCUAGCGACUCCUCCACGGCGGCCGUGAUACCCUGGCCGUGGCCAUCCUGCCGGGACCCGCAGACCGACUCCUUCCGUGCCGCCGAGGAGCCCUGCGCCACGGCUGCUGGUGGCAGCAGGUGCGGCCCUGUCGCCGCGAGGCACCGCAAGCUGGUGGGUGCCCCCGCCGAGAUGUACAAGACGGUCAACUCGGUCUACAUCGACCCCGACGACGGCGAGUCAUUCUCUUGCCUUAGCGCGGAGGAGGAGGAAACGGUUGUGGUGGAGGACGACGGCUUCUCGACGCCCGAGGAUGAGUGGUCGGAGGCUGUGAUCCGCAGCCUCAGCCGGACGACCUCGUCCACCGGUCGCUUCUUCUUCGACCAGGGGCCAGCGACCAACUCCAUCCUGUCCGCGGCGGCGGCCUCGACAACCGGCAGUACACCACCGGAGGAGGAGAACGACAAGCCGGCGGCGCUGUCCAAGAACGGGAAGCCAGGAGAUGGUGGCAAGUCGCUGGUGGUGGAGGAGAGCGUGGCGGUGCCAAUGGACUCGGCGGACCCGUACGGCGACUUCCUGUCGUCCAUGGAGGAGAUGGUGGCCGCGCACGAGCUGCGCGGCUGGGACGCGCUGGAGGAGCUGCUGGUAUGGUACCUGCGGGUGAACGCCAAGCACCACCACCCGCUCAUCGUCAGCGCCUUCGUCGACCUGCUCGUCCGCCUCACCACCAGCGCCACGGCAAGCACCUCGACGACGACAAUGACGAUGACGUCGAGUAGUAGCACCAGCAGCUCGAGCAGCGGCACGAGCAGCACGAGUACUACUAGUAGCAGCACGAGCACGAGUACUGGUGGCGAUGGUGUGGUUGUUAGUGCUACAUCAGCAACGGGACAAUGCGACGGCGGGAAUGAAGCUUCUGCGUCUUGCUCGUCGUCUUCUUCGUGUGCCCCGCGUGACGACGACGAGGCCAGUCGUGGGGAAGACUAGCCACUCGACUAAUCAUAGAUUAGACGACAAUCGGCAAGUAAUCUGCAUGCAUGUGAUUUUGGCUUUUGGUCCGGGCUAAUCAAGCAACUAACAAGUUUUUCUUUCUUUUGUGGCGGGGAAGCAACCGAGCUGUUCAUUGAUGCACUCGUGCUUGGGUUCGUAUGCACUUUUCUUUUCUUGAUUGAUUAACGAUCCCAUGAGUCGCUGGGUUAAGAAAACACUUUAAUUUGGAGCGAGCACAUGCCAAACCGGUCACCGACGUGAGCUGGUUUCGCCGAUCUCGAUGACACCAACUAGCAAUG
Molecule: messenger RNA, 1577 nt
Organism: Triticum urartu
Lineage: Eukaryota; Viridiplantae; Streptophyta; Magnoliopsida; Poales; Poaceae
Source: RefSeq, a predicted model, not a curated record